GGCGAAUGCUUCUAAGUGGCAUCCACUGGAAAGAGUUUAACUCAAGACUCACGACCUCACUUGUCAACAAGAGUGUUCCAGAAGAGAGGAGAAGACUGGCAGAGUUGUUUAAGUACCUACACCUGCCCGUGAAGUCCCUUGCCCAUGGUGUUAAUGGGGUGCUCUUCCAGACGGACCAAACCCUUGGGCACAGAUCCAUGGUCGUUUAUACUCCUUCUCUUUUCUAUACAACUUGUGUAUGGGAGUGGCAAGAAAUAUAUCAGUCCAUGUGGAGGAAGAGAUUGCUCUGUUUGCCAGUGCUUUCCUGAAAAGGGGUCCCGGGGUCAACCAGGACUACUAGGGCUGCAGGGCCCCAUAGGCCCUCUAGGAGCCCCGGGACCCAUUGGGAUUUCAGGAGAGAAAGGCCUGAGAGGUGACCGUGGCCCUCCUGGGGCCGCAGGGGAGAAAGGAGACAAGGGUCCAACUGGUAUUCCUGGAUUUCCGGGUUUGGAUGGUAUACCUGGUUACCCGGGGCCUCCUGGGUCCAGAGGCAAACCUGGCAGGGAUGGUUACAAUGGCUCAAGAGGAGAUCCAGGAUUUCCAGGGGAGAGAGGAGCUCCUGGCCCAAGAGGCCCCCUGGGUCUUCCUGGAGAAAAAGGAGAAAAAGGAAAUUCAGUGUUCAUUUCAGGUGGCAUUAAAGGUAUUCGAGGAGACAGAGGGGACCCAGGAGCACCCGGCUUACCGGGAUCCAGAGGUCCCCAAGGACCCAAAGGCCCCAUGGGAGAUCCCGGAGCACCAGGGUUAACAGGCCCUCCAGGCCACCCUGGGAGUCCAGGUUUGAAGGGCAAUCCUGGUGUGGGAGUGAAAGGGCAAAUGGGAGACCCCGGUGAAGUUGGCCAGCAAGGUUUUCCUGGACCCACCCUAUUGGUAGAGCCGCCUGACUUUUGCCUCUUUAAAGGAGAAAAGGGUAUAAAGGGAAUUCCUGGAAUGAUUGGAUCUCCAGGACCACCAGGACUCAAGGGAGAACCUGGCCUUGGGGUAAAAGGAGAGAAAGGUAUUCCUGGCUUCCCAGGACCUCGGGGUUACCCUGGUUCCUUUGGAUCUCCAGGUUUUCCAGGAUUAAAGGGAGAACAAGGGUUGGUUGGAGAUCCUGGGCUAUUUGGCUUUCUUGGCCCAAAGGGGGAUCCUGGAGACCGCGGGUACCCGGGACCACCAGGUGUUUUGGUAACUCCAUCUCUUCCACUCAAAGGUCCUCCAGGGGACCCAGGAUUCCCUGGCCGCUAUGGAGAAGUGGGAGCUAUUGGACCCUCUGGUCCCCCAGGUCCUCCGGGCCAACCAGGGGAAGCUUGUCCAGGCAUGGUGGGGCCUCCUGGCCCACCAGGGCUUCCUGGUCUUCCAGGGUUUCCAGGAGCAGCGGGUAUACCUGGGAGACCUGACUGUGCCCCGGGACAACCAGGCCAGCCAGGACCGCCUGGCUUACCCGGAGUACCAGGGCUGCAGGGACCCCCAGGACCGGAUGUGGUACAUUGUACUAUUGGGCUCCCUGGACCACAAGGAAUAAAGGGCAAAGUGGGCCCUCCAGGAGGAAGAGGCUCAAAAGGAGAAAAAGGAAAAGAAGGUCCCUGCGCCUGCACACCUGGCCCCUCGGGCCCUCCUGGCCCCCCAGGGCUGCCUGGGAGGCAGGGUGAUAAGGGAAACAUGGGGCUUCCAGGCCUGGUUGGAGAAAAAGGUGACCCAGGCCCUCCCGGUGCUGAAGGAUCUCCAGGGCAACCGGGAAAAGCUGGUGUUCCAGGACCUCCUGGCAGCAAGGGAGCAAAGGGUGACAUGGUGGUAGCAAGAGUUAAAGGGUACAAAGGAGAAAGAGGGCCUCAUGGCCCCCCUGGGUUUCCCGGGCAGCCUGGAGAAGAUGGUCAGGAUGGACGCGCUGGAGAAAAAGGAGACCCAGGACCCCCAGGGGAUCAUGAAGAUGCAGCCCCAGGUGAGAAGGGCUUUCCUGGCCCACCGGGUCCCCCUGGAAAAGCAGGACCAGUGGGGCCUCCGGGACUGGGAUUUCCUGGUCCACCAGGAAAGAGAGGUCAACCAGGCAUCCCAGGCCACCCAGGCAUGAGGGGCCCUGAUGGCUUGAAGGGGCCAAAAGGUGACACCAUUCCUUGUAAUGUAACCUACCCUGGGAGGCCAGGCCCUCCAGGCUUUGAUGGACCUCCAGGUCGGAAGGGAUUUCCGGGUCCCCGGGGUGCUCCUGGGCCGAGGUGUUUGGAUGGACCAAAAGGCCUGCCAGGCCAACCAGGAAUACCAGGAAUACCAGGCCCACCUGGUUUUCGUGGUGACAUAGGAGACCCAGGUUUUGAAGGUGAAAACGGGUCCUCCCCCAUUGGACCCCCAGGACACCCUGGGUCACGUGGAAUGACGGGUCAGAAAGGAAUCCCAGGAGACCCUGCAUUUGGUCACACAGGACCCCCUGGAAAUCGGGGCCCUCCAGGAGUGCCAGGAAUAAAGGGACCCAAAGGUGAUCCUGGAUACCCUGGACCUGAAGGGACAGCUGGCAUUCCUGGGUUGCCAGGCCUUCAAGGUCCCAAAGGAAGAGAGGGAAGUGCUGGGUUUCCAGGCAUCCCAGGGCCACCAGGCCAUUCCUGUAAAAGAGGCGCUGCAGGGAUCCCAGGCCAACCAGGUGCCCCCGGGGCUCCAGGUAGUCCAGGUGCCCCAGGCAGGAAAGGACAGCAAGGAGAUGUGGGGUCUCCUGGGCCAGCUGGAAUGAAGGGCCUCCCUGGACUCCCGGGGCUGCCUGGGGCAGAUGGACCCCCAGGAUCUUCAGGAAUCCCAGGGCUCUUUGGGGUAGAUGGGCUACCUGGUAGUCCAGGUCCAAAGGGACCCCAGGGGCUGCCUGGCCUCCCAGGCUUUCCUGGAGAGAGAGGAAAGCCCGGCCCACAGGGCCGACCUGGCAAAAAGGGAGAAAUCGGAGAGAAGGGCUGGCCUGGCCUUCGGGGGCACCCAGGAGCACGAGGUGCCACAGGAGCCAGAGGACCUCCUGGAGAUGAGGGAGAAAUGGCCAUCAUUUCCCAGAGGGGAGACAGUGGGGAACCUGGGCCUCCCGGAGAUGGUGGGUUCGUAGGAGAGAGAGGUGACAAAGGAGCUCCUGGGACACAAGGGAGAAGAGGAGACCCUGGAAGAUACGGACCACCUGGAUUUCAGAGAGGGGAGCCUGGCAGAAAUGGGCAGCGUGGGCUUCCUGGACUCCCUGGCCCUCCAGGUCCACCUGGGCUAAGAGGGAUCAUUGGUUUCCCAGGAUUUCCAGGUGACCAGGGUGAGCCAGGUUCUCCGGGCCCCCCUGGAUUUUCAGGAACUGAUGGAACAAAAGGACCUAAAGGAAGCAAAGGUGACGCUGCCAGUAGGUUUGGUCCACCUGGUCCGAAGGGUGAGCCUGGUAGCCCUGGGUGUCAAGGACAUUGUGGAGCCCCUGGAGAUCAGGGCUUGCCUGGAGUUCCAGGGCUGAGAGGACCACCGGGAAGGCCAGGAUCCCCUGGCUACCUGGGGCCACCAGGCUGUUCAGGUGAUCAGGGGAUGCCUGGGCUGCAGGGCCAUCCGGGAGAAACGGGGCAUCCUGGGCCUAGAGGCCUGCCAGGGGACCCAGGGAUGCCAGGUCCUCCAGGAAUAAAAGGUCCUGCUGGGUUACCUGGCCUGAAUGGCUUGCAUGGUUUGAAGGGUGAGAAAGGAGCCAAAGGUGCCUCAGGUUUGCAUGAAAUGGGCCCCCCAGGCCCAGUGGGAAUACCUGGUCUCAAAGGGGAGAUAGGAGACCCUGGGAGACCAGGAAUUUCUCCUCCAGGCCUCUUUGGAGAGAAAGGCUUCCCAGGCCCCCCAGGGAGACCAGGACCCCCAGGUCCUGCAGGUGCGCCAGGAAGAGCUCCUAAGGGUGACAUUCCUGACCCUGGUCCGCCUGGAGAUCAGGGACCUCCUGGACCUGAUGGCCCAAGAGGAGCACCUGGGCCUCCAGGACCCCGUGGGAGUGUUGACCUUCUGAAAGGGGAGCCAGGUGACUGUGGUCUGCCAGGGCCACCAGGCCCCCCAGGCCCUCCAGGCCCUCCUGGAUGCCAGGGUGUUCCAGGAUGUGAUGGAAAAGACGGUCAAAAAGGACCAAUGGGAUUUCCAGGGCCUCCAGGACCACCUGGCCUUCCUGGGGCACCUGGAGAGAAGGGUUUACCUGGACCUCCAGGCAGGAAAGGGCCCACUGGUCCCCCAGGGCCCAGAGGUGAACCUGGGCCACCUGCUGAUGUGGAUGCCUGUCCCCGAAUCCCAGGGCUUCCUGGGGUGCCAGGCCCACGAGGACCAGAAGGAGCCAUGGGGCCCCCAGGAGAGCAAGGCCCCCCAGGACCAGGGUGCAAAGGAGAGCCUGGGCCCGAUGGCAGGAGGGGCGAGGAUGGCGUCCCUGGGUCACCGGGGCCUCCUGGACACAAAGGCGACAGUGGAGAGGCCGGCUUCCCUGGAGCACCAGGCCCUCCUGGUCCAACUGGCGAUCCUGGCCCCAAAGGGCGUGGGCUUGGCUACCUCAGCGGCUUCCUGCUAGUGGUCCACAGCCAAACGGAUGAGGAACCCGCCUGCCCUGCGGGGAUGCCCCGGCUCUGGAGUGGGUACAGCCUGCUCUACGUGGAAGGGCAGGAGAAAGCGCACAACCAAGACCUCGGUCUGGCAGGGUCUUGCCUUCCUGUGUUCAGCACGCUGCCCUUUGCCUACUGCAACAUCCACCAAGUGUGCCACUAUGCCCGGAGGAACGACAGGUCCUACUGGCUGGCCAGCGCGGCGCCUCUCCCCAUGAUGCCGCUGUCGGAGGAGGAGAUCCGGCCCUACGUCAGCCGCUGUGCCGUGUGCGAGGCCCCAGCGCAGGCGGUGGCGGUGCACAGCCAGGACCGGUCCAUCCCUCCGUGUCCCACGACCUGGAGGAGCCUCUGGAUUGGGUACUCGUUCCUGAUGCACACAGGAGCUGGGGCCCAAGGAGGAGGGCAGGCCCUGACGUCACCGGGCAGCUGCCUCCAAGACUUCCGAGCGGCGCCGUUCCUGGAAUGCCAAGGCCGGCAGGGAACCUGUCACUUUUUUGCGAAUGAGUACAGCUUCUGGCUGACCACGGUGCAACCAGACUUGCAGUUUUCCUCUGGGCCAUCACCGGACAUCUUAAAAGAUGGCCACGCCCAGCGCCAGAAAAUCAGCAGGUGCCAGGUCUGCCUGAAGUAUAGCUAGAGACUGUGAAAUUCGCCACCUUGUGUGAAGAGAGACUUCCCAGGGAGCCAAGGCUCCUAGGCUGUGCUAAGAAAUUCAGCGGUGCUCGUCUCAGACCAGACUCACAGCCGUCUGGUUCUCAGUCUUUAUUCCCAUAGGCCUCUACUUCCUCCCUCUGUCCUCUACUGAUUAAGCAAAUGCUUACAUGUGUGGAUUUGUUUUGACCCCCAAUCUCGAUGAAAGCCACAUACCCUUAUGUUAUUGAGGAUGAAGGAAAAAAUAGGCUUUAUUUGAAAACAUGUUAAUUCUCAGGAAAGCACGUAGAUGAAACAGGCCAGAUUACAAAUUACAUUACGGGAAACUUCAUUCAUUGGCUAAUAGCAUCUCAAACAAUUGAAGUCAAUUACUUUACAGUACAGUGGGGUUCUGGACAGCUUUUUAUAGGAAAAAAUAAAUAGGCCAACAAAUGAAAGUAGCAAGGAGAGAUUUUCAACAUUUCAAAAUGCUUUCCUCUGUAAUCUAUUUUUUUCAUGCACUUUAAACAAUUGUAAAACUGUGACCCAAAGAGAUUAAAGAAAGAAAAAAAAAAAACCCCACGCAGCCAGCAUUAACAGUUCAUUUCAAAGCAGAAUGAAUCAUUACGCCAGAGAAGCCCACCGCUGCUGUAUUCCAGAGAGGCGACAUUAGCAUAAGCAUAUCACAGAGGAAUAUAAAACAUUAUGUUCCCUGCUGCAUUUUUCAGAGAAUAGAAAUGUCUACUUGGGCAACCCUUUUUGAAAAGCAGCAAUUAUGGAAGAAAAUAUAUUCAAUAAGGGAUUAGGAACCUGAAAGCUAUUAAUGAAUAUUAAGGUAGUGAUUCACAGAAAUUGACCCUCCAUGGCAGUGAACUUCCAAACAGAUCGCUUUUCCCGGGGACUGGCAUGUCCUUGGAGCUAAUGGGACUGAAGCCACCUGGGGCUCCCUCGACCCCCUCCCCAGGAGGACCCACGGAGCUGUGGGGCUUCCUUGCAGCUUACAGUGGACGCUUUUCCUGCACAUACACACCAGCAGACCACAGCGGGAAGUGAGAGCUAUCAUGUGCACUUACAGGAAGUUAAGGGCCGGCUUAAUUAAACUUAGGUAAGAAGAUUUAUUUGAGUCAGGGUCAUCUCCCCCGCCACAAGGAAGGCCUGGGACUAUCUUUAAGAACAUACGGGAACAAUCCACAGCUUGAAUUUUAUGUUCCUCUGAUGAGUUUACACAGGAGCAUCAUGUUUUGACAAUUAAAAAAAAAAAACUAUUUCACGGCAGCACUGAACCAGGGCCACAGCUGACAUUUGGCAUUAGCUGUUUCCAUAAAACUCUAGAAGCUAUGUCAACUUAUAAUGAGCACACUUUUUGAAUCGUUAAAGACGUUUUCUGUUUUGCCAAGACUCUAGUGAUCUAAUCUUACAAUCGAAAGAAUCGUUUUAGGAAAUUCGCCUUCCUCCUUUACAGAAAAUAUCAUCUGAGAGGAAAGCAAAGAAACUACUCAUGAAAAUGACAUUCAUUUCAGCGCUCAGUUUUAGUGCACUUAAAAAUAAUUGAGAGAAACUCAAUUAAAAUUUUGUGUAUAAGAAAUGUUUUUCUUGUUCAACUUUAAUUACUAAUGAGGUCUUCUCUCUGCAGCACACAUUUCAAAUGAGUCGCUCAAGGCCAUUUAUUUUAAGAGUAUUUUCGCAUAAAAAACGUAUGAGUAAGAUGAGCUGUUUUCUUGAUGUAGCAGAAUAUUUCCUAGUUCACUGACCUAUUUGAGUUUUUUAGGCCAUCCUAUUGGUAUAUUUUUGAGUGCCUGAAAUUUAACCCAGUUUCUCCCUUACUUGUAAUUAGUCUUCUAUUCCUAAAAUCUUUGUCUGGUAUCAAAACUCAAGCCUCCUAAAAGUCUAUCAUGAAUACAGUGUGAGAACGUUCUCUGGAAGAGAUAAAGAUGAUCAAUGGAAUAUCAGAAAUGCAUCUUCCUUGCUCACUUAUUUGAGUUUACCCUGCUAUUAGAAUGUUAUCUUAAUAAGCUUUACAAACAGGCUGAAUUAAGUGGAAAUUUAAUUCGCGGUGAAUCCAGAACAGUGAGUAUGAAGCAGUUGAAAAUGCUAGCAGCACAGGAGUCCUCUCUAAAUAAGGUUUGAACACUGCCCUUUAGCUUUGAAAAAGUAUUUUAAAGGGUCAAAGCGGGACCACGAUAGAAAAAAUAACUUCCUGGCAUAACUUUCUUCUCUUGGCUAUAUAGCAACGUGCUUUAAAAUACAUGUGCUCUACGAAGGCCAGGAACAAGGCUUUGCAGUUGUUUGCCUAAUCCAUUGCUAGUGACAACCCCGUCAAAUUUCCCAAGGAACUCUCCCUCUUCUUGGGUCGAAUGCACCUAGAUUGCCGAGCUGGGGUGUCUCUGAGGCCCAUGAUGGAGACUGGCACGUUAACUCCUGGAUGGUCAUUUGUGGUGGUGGAGCCCGAUCCAUCCAGGGUGCCUCCAAGCUGUGCUCUCCCACCCACCGGACUGAGCCUUGAGUCAGUGCUUCUUGUGGAACGCUACCUCCUUUCAGCCUCCUUGUAUCUAGUAUAGCUGACGUCGCCUCUUCACCUAUCCUCCUGCAGUAGGUGUCUCCUAAAGGGUUCCUCCAGUUUUAAAUUCCAGCUGUCACGUACGUUCCAUUCAAACCAGAAGACUUCACGUGCGGUGCGGUCACCGUGAUGGCCAUGGCUUAUGUCUGGGAGCAUCUCCGGCCACCGUGACUGAGUGAGCUCUGCAAAUGCUCGCAGUACCUCUGCGCCUUUGCUCCUCUUUUUCCCAGGGACGUCCUCCCUCAGGUCCCUUGACUGGACAGACCGUUACUUAUCUUUACACUGAAUUAGUGGCGUGCAAGUAUGUGAAUCCCCUUGAGGAGACUUGGACUCCCUUCUGCUGCUCCCAGUACAAUUAAUGGGGCUCUCUCUCAUUCCCCAUUAUUUCUCGAAUGGCUCAGCACACUUCUUUCAUUCCCUGGCUAAAACGAAAGCCCCUUGAGGGCAGGGACCAUGGUUUAUUCAUCCAUAUAUGCCCAGUGCUAGACAGAGCUGGACAUGAUAUUAACACGCAAUUCUUUUAUCCAGUGACAGUUCCACUGCUUCACUAGGCAUUACACAUUAAACUCUACAUAAGGUCUUCAUUGGGAAGAUGUUGUCUAGGAGACCCCAUUCCUUACUUCAGCACGUCAGCAUGCUCAGCAUACCUGCACCCCCACUAUCUCCUGUUACGAAGCCAAUCAAUAAGCCCAGCUCCCCCACCUCCAAAAUAGAUUAUUUUUCUAGAAACUGAAAUUUCAGAAAUGAGAGUUGAGAGAUUUGGCUGAGAGAAAACUCUUCAUUGAAAGGCAGCCUGACAACUCAUAUAAUCUACACUGUUUCAGGAUUUAAGAGCCUGUGAGUACAAAACUGCCUCUACAAAGUCUGUACGUGUGUUACUGGUGCUUUGAGAAGUAGUCAAUAGAAUGGUCCAUGAAAAUUGGAUCUUAUUAAAGAUCUUAUUUUGAGCUUCUUUUAGAUUAUCAUAAAGCAAACCUUUCUCUGUUUCAGGAGUUGUAUUAAUGUUACAUCAGCUCACUGGGACAAUGUGAUAAUUGUAACCUUGGUAUGGCUGUGAAGUGGUAGAAAAUGAGGAUUUCAGUUGGUUGAAGCCAGAUUUACUGGUUCGAUCACUUUCCAGCUGUGUUACCCUGGAUGAGUUCCGCCAACUUGCUGAGCUCCCCUCAUUUAUAAAGCACUACUCUUGUGUUGAAAAUUAAAGUUAGAUUAUCUGUCUAACACAUAAUAGGCAUCAAGAAUUGAUUAUGGUCAUAUCUUAUAUUUAAAAUAAAUUAUUUAAUAUGAAAAA
Chinchilla lanigera (long-tailed chinchilla) is the source of this 9043-nucleotide messenger RNA. It is a transcript of the gene Col4a4, whose product is annotated as collagen, type IV, alpha 4. The record is from RefSeq and is a predicted model, not a curated record. Bases 145 to 5205 code for a protein of 1686 amino acids. Gene Ontology annotation, molecular function: extracellular matrix structural constituent. The transcript is spliced from 48 exons. Gene Ontology annotation, cellular component: collagen trimer. NCBI's taxonomy places the organism in Eukaryota, Metazoa, Chordata, Mammalia, Rodentia, Chinchillidae.